Molecule: messenger RNA, 4492 nt
Organism: Sciurus carolinensis (gray squirrel)
Lineage: Eukaryota; Metazoa; Chordata; Mammalia; Rodentia; Sciuridae
Gene: Wdr77
Product: WD repeat domain 77
Exons: 10
Coding region: 154-1182 (342 amino acids)
Biological process (GO): oocyte axis specification
Cellular component (GO): methylosome
Molecular function (GO): protein binding
Source: RefSeq, a predicted model, not a curated record
GCGGGAUGGAAGCAUAGAAGCAGUUCUCGCGAGAAGUGUUGCUGUAGCUUCCAGAGGGGCGGAGGCCCAGAGGCGCACCACGUGUGUAUUGCUGCUCUAACUGAAUCGCACAGACGUACAGUUUGGGUUUAGGUUGGAUUUGGAACCGUGGAGAUGCGAAAGGAAACGCCGCCCCCCCUAGUACCCCCGGCUGCCCGGGAGUGGAACCUUCCCCCUAAUGCGCCCGCCUGUAUGGAACGACAGUUGGAGGCUGCGCGGUACCGGUCUGAUGGGGCUCUUCUGCUCGGGGCCUCCAGCCUGAGUGGUCGCUGCUGGGCUGGCUCCCUGUGGCUGUUCAAGGACCCAUGUGCUGCCCCCAACGAAGGCUUCUGCUCCGCUGGAGUCCAGACGGAGGCCGGAGUGGCCGACCUCACUUGGGUGGGGGACAGAGGUAUCCUGGUGGCUUCUGAUUCAGGUGCCGUUGAAUUGUGGGAACUGGAUGAGAAUGAGACACUUAUUGUCAGCAAGUUCUGCAAGUAUGAGCAUGAUGACAUUGUGUCUACAGUCAGUGUCCUCAGCUCUGGCACCCAAGCUGUCAGUGGUAGCAAAGACUUCUGCAUCAAGAUUUGGGACCUUGCUCAGCAGAUGGUAUUGAAUUCAUAUCGAGCUCAUGCUGGACAGGUCACCUGUGUUGCUGCCUCACCCCACAAGGACUCCAUGUUUCUUUCCUGCAGUGAGGAUAAUAGAAUUUUACUGUGGGAUACCCGCUGUCCCAAGCCAGCAUCACAGAUCGGCUGCAAUGCCUCUGGCUACCUUCCUACCUCCCUGGCUUGGCAUCCUCAACAAAGUGAAGUCUUUGUCUUUGGUGAUGAGAAUGGAACUGUUUCCCUUGUGGACACCAAGAAUGCAAGCUGUGCCCUCAGCUCAGCUGUGCACUCCCAGUGUGUCACUAGGCUGGUGUUUUCUGCACACAGUGUUCCCUUCCUGGCCUCUCUCAGUGAAGACUGCUCACUUGCUGUUCUGGAUUCGAGCCUUUCUGAGGUGUUUAGAAGCCGAACCCAUAGAGAUUUUGUGAGAGAUGCUACUUGGUCUCCGCUCAAUCACUCCCUUCUCACCACAGUGGGCUGGGACCAUCAGGUUAUUCACCAUAUUGUGCCCACAGAACCUCUCCCAGCCCCUGGACCUGAGAGUGUUGCUGAGUAGAUUGGAUUUAAGAAAGAAAGUAAACCCCUCAUGAGAAUCCACUCCUUUGCCCCUGACCCCUCAAUUUUUGAGACAACAGAGGAGCCUUGGACUUUGAUACACUAGAUCUGUGCAGUUAAUAGACAUCGUUUCUCAGUGUGAGGGAGGCUAAAUUUUGGUAUCCUCUAGUUACAGGGAGGAAAAACUUUCUCGAAAAUGGAUAUGUGUGUGUACCUCACUGUAUAUGAAGAUCUGUAGUUUUUGAGGAAACCAAAAAGAAUUGUCCUCCAUCUUUCUCAAGCACCUUGCUCUCUCCCCAAAAAUUGACAAAAAGGUUUUAUGCUUCCCAUGUAGUUUUCUACAAAGAAUUGGCCAUGUCUGAAUGGGGUAUGGGAUGUAGGCAUCCCUGGGUUCUUGGAAGAAACUCUAGCUACUCAUAAAGAUGGGUACAACUUUUAAUUUUUCAAAUAUAGCUUGAUUUACCAUUAUCACAGGAAGUGCUUCCAUUCACAAAAAUCCAGCCCAGCUACUUUGACAUAGAGGUAGGAUACACUAACCACAGUUUUGCACAGUUCCUUGCCUAAACUGAAUCGAAAUCCAUUUUUUUCUGGCUGAAUAAAAAGUUUGGCUAGUGCCUGUGUGAUGCCCCCCUGACCCCUAAGGCUUUGUAUGUAUGAAAGAUAACUUUUUUUCUGGCAUAGCUUCACAGAGCAAAGUUUAGGGGUGGUGAGAGCUUAAAGCAUUUCAGUGAAGUUAGAAAACUGACACAGACUAUUAACAGAAAUAUUUGUCACUUUUGCUAUCCCAAAAUAGCCUGAGAACUGACCCUCUGUCUCUGGGCCCUUUCUCUGGAUAUAGGGUGUCUACUGUAUUGAUAGACUCCUAAGAUUUUGAAAUCCAGCAUCAGGGAGAGAAUUAGAAUACUGAUGGGUGAAAUAAAGAGUUUAGGCAUUGUUUGCCUGUCUUUUUUGAUGCUUUUGUGUUAUCUGCACUUAGACACAUUUCACUUCUGUGAAUUAUCAGUGUCAGUCUUAGCCUACAAUCUUUUCUAUACUUCCUUAGUUCCCAAAAUAGUUAAUUAGAACUUAAGGUAAUGUUUCUUUACUCGGGUUGGUUUUAACUGGCCACUGCCAUUUAAAAUAACAGAUAUAUUACUGUUUAUAUUGAAACAAAAUAUAAUCAAUUAUGUAUGAACUUUGCAAAUUUAAUUUAGGGAUAAUCAUGUGAAACUGGGAGAGUUUGAAUAUGGGCAAAAUAUUUCUAGGUAAAGCUUCUGUAUUUCAUCCUUGCUAAUCCUGAACUCUGUUCUCAAGGGAAUUUGUAGUCAAGUGAUCUCCCAGGGUUGGGGCAGGGAAGGAAUACAUUCUUCCACUGUUCUUAACUAUUACUUCCUGGGGAGGAGUAGGAUGAUUAAGUGGAAUUAAGUUCUGCUUCUCAGAGAUAAAAGCUUAAUUUUUGUGGUUACUUAGAGGAAGUAAGGAAGGGACAUAACAUGGGUAUUAUAUUUGCAGGAUUCUUUUCCUCUUGGGCUUAGGAAUAGUGGAGGAAAAAACUAAGUGAAAGAGAUGAGACUCCAGGGAAAUGUGUGUAUGUGUUGACUGGUUAAAAUGACACUAAAGAAGGAAAGCAGUUUUAGAAGAACAAUAUCUGGCUUCAGAUGGAUCUGUGCCCAUUUUGAAAUCCAGCAUCAGGGAGAGAAUUAGAAAUACUGAUUUGUUACAUAAGGAGUAAUUCACAUCUGUUGAUGAUGCCACAAGACAUGUAAACAUAAGCAAAGUAACAGGAGGGACCAGCACAAUUUUCAGUGUAGGUUAUGCUGAGCAAAGAAUAUAGUUCAAAAUAGAAGGGGACCUCAAAAUAAUCACAAAUGUGAUAUCCCAUGGGGCAAUUCACUAGGUCUUUGUCAUGAGAGUAGUUUUAGUAGUGAGAGCAUGGACUUCACUAAUGACAGUGCAAUGGAAUAAUUUUGUUUUAAAACAUAUAACACCCUGAUCUUGGGAAGGGGUCAAGAUUACCCUUCUUCCCCAUUUUAGGCUGAGUAAUCUGUCCUAGAGAACACCCACCACAUGAAGUAGAAAUCUCCAAAAUUAACAAGUGAAUUGCCACCAGUCAGGUACAAGGUGAUGGUGGGGAAGGGGUGUUGCCUUCGAAUGACUUCUUUGUCCUUGAGAGUACCCACCACAUGAAAUAGAAAUCUCCAAAAUUAACCACUGAAUUUUAACCCCUGUCAGGUACAUGGUUGUGGGGAGGGAAGUGUAGCCUUUGAGUCAAUUCUUUAAAAACCUGUUCUCCCUUGAUUGGCAGAGUCACAGACUCCGGGACAGGAGUCCUCAAUGUUUCUCCUUUACUAGAAAAGCAAUAAAACUAAUUUUUUUCCUUUUUCUCAAAAAAAAAAAAAAAAAAAAAAAAAUACACAUCUUGCAUUUAAUUUCACUGGUACAAAUUUCUGAACAUGGAAGUGAAUCCAUUUCCCAACUUAAUUAUUCUUACUCUGAAGUCCAUUAUUAGCCUGAUUCACUGUAUUUCACUGUUGAUCCCUGGCAAGGUCUAAGAGGUUCAUUCCUUGAGUAGUAUUUGGAACCAUAACAACACUGGAGAAGGUUUACCUAUAGAUUCAGUUGGUAUCAGACAUUGAGCUGAAUCUGGAGGGAUCUCACUAGAUUCAGGGAACAUUACUGGUUCACAAUCCCAUUGCAGCAUCAGAAACACCCAAGCGCUAAUUGCUUUGGAUCUCUAGCCAUGUUUCCUCAGGACAGUAUGUUAGAAAGGACAGGAGAUGUAGGUGUUAGGGGACAGACAUGUCAACAGCGGGAAAAUGAGGCUAAAGGACCAGCUCACUGGGCUGGUCCUCCACAUGCUUCCUUUUACAAGAAGCAAUUUACCUGCAGCCCUGUCUGGCUUAAGUGGACAGGAUAUGUCAUAUUCCUUAGAAAACUACCAGUUGGCUGCAGGAGAAAUGCAGGCCCCAAAUAAUGUCAAUAAGAGGAACCCAAGUUACCCUGAAGGGGGACACUUUUGUGACCUUUUUCACAAACCAGCUCCUGAAACUCAGAGAUAAUGACAAUUCCUCCUGACUGUACAAUCUGUAAGAAUUUAUAGUUAAGAAUCCAAGUAGAACCAGUGAACAUGGGCCUAAGUGACCUAAAGUUGUCUUGGUAGUGGUAACCUGAAAGUCUGAUGUCAAAAGUCAAGAGAUGAUGGAAACUUCCCCAAUAAAAUGAGAGCAGAAGAGGCACACUGUCCCUCUUCUCUGAGAGGACCCACUCUUCCUGGAGAAUGUCCCUUUUCUCUUUCCUACCCCUUCAAUAAACAUGCCUGUUUGUUACUCUGA